UAUAGAGGACAUGCUCUUCCUGGGGGACACAGGUGACUUUGAUGACAUACUGUAUCUGGAAGAGACUGAGCAGCCCGAGGAGACACUGCAUAUUGAGGAUAACAGGCAGCCAAAUGAGGCCGUGUGUGUGGAGGAGCCUGUGAAGCCGGAGGACACACUGUGUGUGGAGGAGCCUGUGCAGCAGGAGGACACACUGUGUGUGGAGGAGCCUGUGCAGCAGGAGGACACACUGUGUGUGGAGGAGCCUGUGAAGCCGGAGGACACACUGUGUGUGGAGGAGCCUGUGCAGCAGGAGGACACACUGUGUGUGGAGCAGCCUGUGCAGCAGGAGGACACAGUGUGUGUGGAGGAGCCUGUGAAGCAGGAGGACACACUGUGCGUGGAGGAGCCUGUGAAGCUGGAGGAGACAAGCCCAGAGCAGAUGGCUUAUGGGGGAGAGACGGUCACAAACGAAGAGAAGCCUAACCCUGAGAGCCUUGGCGCCGGGUCUAGUCCCAGCACAGAGGAGAGCCUGAGCAUAGAGGACCUAGAAUUGCUCGAGGGGCGUUUCCAGGAAUGUGUCCAAGCUGUGGCCCAGCUGGAAGAGGAGCGGGAUCAGCUCAUCCAUGAGCUUGUGUUGCUCCGGGAACCAGCUCUCCAGGAGGUGCAACAAGUCCAUCAGGACAUCCUGGAUGCCUACAAACUGCAUGCUCAAGCGGAGCUGGAGAGGGAUGGGCUAAAGGAGGAGAUCCACCUGGUCAAGCAGAAGCUGUUCAAAGUGACCAAGGAAUGUGUGGCCUACCAAUACCAGCUGGAGUGCCGCCAGCAGGACGUGGCCCAGUUUGCCGAUUUCCGGGAAGUGCUGACCGCACGGGCAGCCCAGCUCUCAGAGGAACUGGCCCAGCUCCGGGAUGUCUAUCAGAAGCAGAAGGAGCAGUUACGGCAGCAAAUAGAAGCACCUCCAAGCCAGAGGGAAGGACACUUCCUGCAGGAGAGCCGGCAGCUCUCUGCCCAGUUUGAGAACCUCGUGGCAGAGAGCCGCCAGGGCCUGGAGGAGGAGUAUGAGCCUCAGCUGGUGCGGCUCCUAGAGAGGAAAGAAGCCGCUGCCAAAGCCCUGCAGAAAACCCAGGCAGAGAUCCAGCAGAUGAAGGAGGCUCUGAGGCCCCUGCAAGCAGAGGCCCAGCAGCUCCAUCUGCUAAACAGGAACCUGGAGAACCAGAUCACACUUGUGAGGCAAAAACGCGACGAGGAAGUGCAGCAGUACAAGGAACAGCUGGAGAAAAUGGAAGAACAACAGACACAGUUAAGAAACGGAGUGCAACUCCAGCAACAGAAGAACAAAGAGAUGGAGCAGCUAAGGAUCAGCCUUACUGAAGAGCUUUCAACUUAUAAGGCUAUGCUACCCAAGAGCCCGGAACAGGCUAAUACUCCCACUUCUCAGGCAGGUGGAAUCGAGACACAGUCUCAAGGAGCUGUUUAGAAAUGUAUGGCCGAAUCUGUAACCCAGAAACAACCAAAAAAGCUUCUUAACAAAGGAUCACUUAAGUACCCUUUUCCAAACACAGAAGAGAGUGCCAGGGACUUGGCAAGCAAUUCACCCUGGGGAAGAUACAAAUACUGGCUGGCCUGUUUAAAAAGAUUCUAGGCUGGUUGGAGGCAGAACACACCAGACAGCUCUUAGCUGGAUUCUAUUUCACAGGCUGCUGGUAAUUUCAAUGCACGAAGGAACAGCAAAAAAAAAAAAAAAAAAAAAAAAAAAA
Myotis lucifugus (little brown bat) is the source of this 1739-nucleotide messenger RNA. It is a transcript of the gene SYNC, whose product is annotated as syncoilin, intermediate filament protein. Lineage: Eukaryota; Metazoa; Chordata; Mammalia; Chiroptera; Vespertilionidae. The transcript is spliced from 4 exons. Gene Ontology annotation, cellular component: intermediate filament; sarcolemma; neuromuscular junction. Gene Ontology annotation, biological process: intermediate filament-based process. The coding region runs from base 11 to 1459 and encodes 482 amino acids. The record is from RefSeq and is a predicted model, not a curated record.